CCUCCAGCAGUCAGUCAGUAUGGCGUCCGGCGCGAGUCAGUAGUACGCUCGUCAUUUUGCUGCAACUCCAGCAGUCGAUCUAGAGUAAUUAAGUUUGUGCGCACGAAUGCACGAUGGCGCCGCCGGUAACACCACCACCACGCACCGCCUCGACCGUCGCAUCAAAGAUGUUCGUCCACACGGCACGCGCGGCGUCUUACGUCCGAGUUGCUGGGCCUCUUCGACACCUUCUUCGCCAGCCUCUCCAUGAUUCUCGUCAGCGAGAUUCACGACGAGACGUUCAUCACUGCAGCCGUCACGGCGAUGCGUCACCCAAGUCGACGGUGCUCUCCGGUGGGCUGUCGGCACUGGUUGUCAUGAGGGUACUAUCAGCUGGGCAUGGCAGGAUCGUUCCGAACUUGAUAUCGACGAAGCACACUAACAGCGCAGCAACUGGUACAGGAAAGCUGGAAGCAGGUCAAGGGAAAUCAACAUUCAGACACAUCUUCUCAAGGUUCCGUACUCCUAUUUUCUUAGAGUCAUUUCUGUUGACCUUCCUGGCUGAGUGGGGCGACCGAAGUCAGAUCGAUAGCCACAAUUGCGCUAGCUACCCACAAGAAUGAUGCAACCUUCAGGCACACCAUGUGCACGUCAUUUGCAGUGGUGGGCGGCAGCAUGCUGGCGUCGAGGAUAUCGCAAGGUGGAUCAUGUUGCCGCUGGAGAUCACUUGGUUCCUCCGUCUGUCUAACCAGAUGGUGGUAUGUCUAAUCAGAUGGUGGUGGGGCUCGCUUUGCUGCACCUGCUACAGUUGUGUUUGCCAUUCAUGUGACCAUGUCUUAGACGAGUCUGGGCUUGUAGUAAUGUGCAGUACGGAUCAGUAUUGAGGUCACCGCUGUCAUAUAUACCUCUUGCAAGCCGUUACACGGGAUAAGUUAAUCUGCUGUAAAUUCCGACGUUUGUAACCUCUUCCGAUAUAGUGAAGAUUUGCUGGCCGGUGCCCGUGGUUU
Hordeum vulgare subsp. vulgare (domesticated barley) is the source of this 986-nucleotide messenger RNA. RefSeq names its product GDT1-like protein 4. Gene Ontology annotation, cellular component: Golgi apparatus. Bases 114 to 602 code for a protein of 162 amino acids. Gene Ontology annotation, biological process: manganese ion transmembrane transport; Golgi calcium ion homeostasis; calcium ion transmembrane transport. The transcript is spliced from 9 exons. The record is from RefSeq and is a predicted model, not a curated record. Lineage: Eukaryota; Viridiplantae; Streptophyta; Magnoliopsida; Poales; Poaceae. Gene Ontology annotation, molecular function: manganese ion transmembrane transporter activity; calcium ion transmembrane transporter activity.